Molecule: messenger RNA, 2505 nt
Organism: Belonocnema kinseyi
Lineage: Eukaryota; Metazoa; Arthropoda; Insecta; Hymenoptera; Cynipidae
Gene: Sec10
Product: exocyst complex component 5
Exons: 6
Coding region: 213-2363 (716 amino acids)
Biological process (GO): Golgi to plasma membrane transport; exocytosis
Cellular component (GO): cytoplasm; exocyst
Source: RefSeq, a predicted model, not a curated record
ACCUAACCUAUAAACAAUAAAUUUGACGUUUUCGUUUUGUAACGUUUUGACAGCCGCAGUCUAUGUUGUGAUGUGAUUUUUUGUUUCGUGGAAUUUCAAUCUUGCUUGUAUACAAAGACGUAGGAGCUAAAAGCCAAACUGCUUUAAUUUUUUAACAUUUUUAAAUAAAAGUUUUCUUCUGAACCCACCAGCGUGGAAAGUAAUGCUCCAAAAUGAUGCAACAAUAUAUGAAAGAGCUUGAACAAGAACCUUUCGAUCCCGAGGAAUUCGUAGAGAGAUUAGCUUGGAGAACAGUAAAUGACACUGUCAGUGAAAAUGGAAAAAGUGUUUUCGAUCCGCUUCUGAUUCAUGAAACUUUUCUCCAAGCGAUAAAGGAUCUGCAAGUUUUGCAAGAGAGACAGCAAAAGAAAUGCGAGAAACUCGAAGCCGCGCUGAAAGAAGAAGAAUCGAGACAUGCUCUCGAAAGUUUGGAUUUGCAGGAGAGAAAUAAGAAUGCAAUGGACCUUUUUCAUCAGUUGGAUGAAAGGAUUAAUCUUGUUGCGACUAAAGUUCUUCAUUUGGGCGAUCAGCUCGAAAAUGUUAAUACUCCCAGGGCAAGAGCUGUCGAAGCUCAAAAAUUGAUGAAACAUUUUUCAGAAUUCCUGAGUCCUGGCCCCUUGACUGGUCCGAUUUUUACUGACAAAUCAUCGGUGGAUGAAGCCGCCGAUGUGAUAUUAAAACUUCACCUAAUAGCACAAGAGCUUCCGUCCGAAAAGUUUGACCACGCAAAGAAGAAAAUUAGCACUAAAUACCACGAAAUCGAGCGAAAUUUGAUAGAAGAAUUUGUCCGAGCCCAAAAUAGUGAAGAUGCGACUCGAAUGAAAAAGCUCGCGUCCAUACUUUCCCAAUUUAAAGGAUAUUCUCAAUGUGUGGAUGCAUUUAUAGAACAGAGUCAGAUGAGUUCUUUCGGUGGAAAAGACGUUUUUCAGGAAGUCAUACCGAUGUGCACAAAAAACUACAAACUAAUGCAGCAAGUUUUCUCUAAUCCGGAACAAGUGAUGGCAAAAUUCAUACUCAAUAUUUAUCACUUGAGGCUGCAGAAAUACAUCGUGGCUAAAUUAGCAGAUCGUUCCGAUUCUGAAAAGUAUCUCUCGAACCUGUACGAGCUCUAUUUAAAAACUUCGAAGCUUUCGGCUGAUUUAAAAAAGUUCAAUAUGUGCUCUGACGAGCAAUAUUUAAUUAGGCUGACGAGGAACAUUUUUCACAAGCACGUGGAUGCGUACAUUACAGUGGAAACGAAGUCUCUGAAAGACAAAUCAACAGCUCUUCUAGUCGAGUACUAUGAGUCAAAGAAUCAUCAAAAGAAAGCUUUGCAAACUGGCGGAUUCCAGGAAUUAAGGCGAGAUCUGCAAGCGGUUCUUGGGACCAGGACAAAUAUAAAUAUCGCGCAAAUAGAAGACUACGGUGGAGAAACUUUCCUCUCGGAGGAGCUGGCUAUCAACUUGCUACAGAGGAGCAAAUUGGCCUUUCAAAGAAGUUCCCUUUUGUCGCAACCUUCGGAUUUGCCAGGGAAUGCGACACAAAUUCUGGAAAUUUUAUUGAAGUAUCUCAUAGAUGAACACGUUGAUUAUGCCCUUGAAUUAGGCUUGCAAUCUGUCCCUAUUCCUGAAAGUCGAACGCAACCGGAACUUCAUUUUUUUAAUAUUGUCCGAAGAUGCAAUGCCAUUAUUCGACUUCUGGAGGAACAAUUCUGCGACAGUUUAGUGCCACUUGUUGUGUCAACGCCAAAACAUGUGGAAUGCAUGUCAAAGAAGAAAAAGAUUUUGGAACAAAUUGAAAUGAAACUUGAUCUGGGCCUGGACAGAAGUAUAAAUGCGAUUGUUGGGUGGGUGAAGGUUUAUCUGCAAACGGAACAACGAAAGACUGAUUUUAAACCAGAGACGGAUGUCGAUACUUUAAAUACACCAGCUUGUUUAACAGUAGUUCAAUAUGUAACAGGGAUGAUAAGACACAUUCAUGACAGCCUUGAUGGCAAGAGUUUAGAAAACGUUUUGAAAGAACUGGGAAUUCGAUUUCACAGAGUGAUUUACGAACACUUGCAACAAUUCCAGUUUAAUUCGGCUGGAGCCAUGUGUGCAAUUUGCGACAUGAACGAGUAUAGAAAGUGCGUUAAGGAAUUAAAAAUCAGCUUUGUGGUCACACUAUUCGACACUUUGCAUGCUCUCUGUAAUCUGCUUCUGGUCAAGCCAGAAAAUUUGAUGCAAGUCUGCUCCGGGGAUCAGUUGGCUAUGCUGGAUAGAUCUGUGCUUGUUUCAUUCAUCCAGUUGAGAACAGAUUAUAAGACUCAGAAAUUGGCGAAUUCUUUGAAGGGACUGACUGCGUAGUUAUUUACAUACUUAAAUAUAUUUAUUUUAUUAAUUUACUUUACGCAUAGAAAUAUCAAAGACAAGUGGCGCUGAAACGUGAUAAGAAAUCAAUAAAUUAUUGUCGGUAAUAUAGUAAGUUACAAUAAAUAAAAUUUCCUAG